UUCGAGGCAAGUCAUACCCAACUACGAUAUGGGCUUUUUAGCCCAAAUAAAGGAGCGCCCGCAAAAUGAUGAAAAUACUAAAAUAGCCUCAUCGGAGACUUGGUUGGACGGAGACGAAUUGUGCGAAGAAAUGUCAAGUGAGGUAGAUGGCAUUGCAGAAGAACAAGGAAGAGCUCUUCUCGGCCAUAAUUAUGAUUCCUCAAUUCCCAUCGUCCAUCAAAAUGAAGACACUAUCUUUCCUUUGCCAUUCCAUCAUACAAAUACAUCAUCUUUACCCUCUCUUUCUGUUCCUAAUCAACGUCUUGCUUCUCUCGAUGUCUUCCGCGGUCUAACGAUUGCGUUGAUGAUAUUAGUUGACAAUGUGGGAAGAGCUUUCCCAUCCUUGAAUCAUUCUCCAUGGUUUGGGAUGACACUAGCCGAUUUUGUAAUGCCGUUUUUUCUAUUUGUGGUUGGCGUUUCUAUUGGUCUGGUAUUCAAGAAAGUCUCUAGAAAAUCCAAUGCCACGAAAAAAGUUGUAUUUAGGACAAUUAAGCUUUUCCUUUUGGGGUUGAUACUUCAAGGUGGGUAUUUCCAUGGGCGUGGUAAAUUAACAUAUGGAGUUGAUUUGAGCAAGAUACGCUGGCUUGGUGUACUCCAGAGGAUAUCUAUUGGAUAUUUCUUGGCCUCAAUAUCAGAGAUUUGGCUUGUGAACCAUAAUAUUUCGGUUGACUCACCAGCAGCUUUUGUGAAGAAAUACUUCAUUCAGUGGAUGUUUUCUAUCCUUCUUUGCUCAGUGUACCUUUGCUUGCUCUACGGUCUCUAUGUUCCGAAUUGGAAAUUCGAACAUUCUAAUUUGCUUUGGUCCAGUCGUCUAUCAAUUAUUGAAAACGUUCAUUGCGAAGUGAGGGGAAGUCUUGAACCUCCUUGUAAUGCUGUGGGGUUUAUUGAUAGAUUAAUUCUUGGUAAAGAUCAUAUAUACCAGCGUCCUGUGUAUAGAAGAACAGAGGAGUGUAGUGUCAAUUCUCCUGAUUAUGGACCCUUACCUCCUGGUUCACCUGGAUGGUGCCUUGCACCAUUUGAUCCAGAGGGUAUUCUAAGUUCAUUGAUGGCUGCAAUUACUUGUUUUAUGGGAUUGCAAUAUGGGCACAUAAUUGUACUUUUGCAGGGUCACAAACAGAGGGUACUUCUUUGGUCUGUGUUUUCCUUCUGUCUAUUGCUAGUAGGAUACAUUCUGGAGAUUUUAGGUAUUCCUUUAUCAAAAGCAUUGUACACAUUAAGUUACAUGUUCAUUUCUGCAGGAGCAUCAGGCUUAGUCUUGACUGCUAUCUAUUACAUUGUUGACAUAGAGCAGCUCAGAAAGCCUACAAUUUUACUGCAAUGGAUGGGAAUGAAUGCUCUUGUUGUAUAUGCAUUGGCAGCUUGUGACAUUUUCCCAGCAGUUAUCCAGGGUUUCUAUUGGCAUUCUCCUGAAAAUAAUUUGGUUGACGCCAGUGAAGCUUUGAUGCAAACCAUAUUGCAUUCCGAAAAGUGGGGCACAAUGGCCUUUGUAAUAGUUGAAAUUUUAUUCUGGGGUCUUUUUGCCGGUUUCCUCCACAAGAAAGGGAUAUAUAUAAAAUUGUAAUGGAUGAUGCAAUCAUGCAAAAGAAGAUGACGUGUACAUGACUGUUCCUUGUAGAUAUCUUCCAUUAGAAACUAGCCAUGUUUUUUUUUUUUUUUUUUUUUUCCGUAAGUACAUAUCUUGUUGGUUAUCUUUGUUGAUUCUCCUAUAGCCUGCCAAAGUUGUCUUUCUCAACUUUACCUUCGGAAUGUUUGAAAAUCAUUUUCACUA
Messenger RNA from Cajanus cajan (pigeon pea), 1807 nucleotides. Lineage: Eukaryota; Viridiplantae; Streptophyta; Magnoliopsida; Fabales; Fabaceae. The record is from RefSeq and is a predicted model, not a curated record.